GUUGCAAAUUAUCAUAAUUGACAAAAUUUUGGGCUAUAAAUGAGAGUUCCGCACCGGGCGCGUUGUUUAGUUCAUUUCAAGUGCGUAACAGAAUGAAGGCGUUCUACUUGCUCCUGGUUUGCUUCGCCCUAGUGGCUCUGGCUCUUGCUGCCCCCGCUCCCCAGCCGGCUGGCAAUGAUCCCACCGUGUCCGUGCUCCGCUACAGCAACGACCGCGAGCUCGAGGAGCUCCAGCGCGCCAUCAUUGCGCAGUACCAACAUCUCGGAGGCACCACCCAAGUCCACGCUCCCCUUGUGGCAAAUGUAAUCAACCCACAAAGCCUGGGAAUCCGAAAUUAAUUUAGCUUCUCGUUGAAACAAUAAAGUUGUUGAAUUUUGUGAAUUUUUAA
Molecule: messenger RNA, 388 nt
Organism: Drosophila bipectinata
Lineage: Eukaryota; Metazoa; Arthropoda; Insecta; Diptera; Drosophilidae
Source: RefSeq, a predicted model, not a curated record